AUGAAGUCCCGCGCGGGCUUUGCGACUGCCCUCCUCACGACGACGACGACUCCGCUCACAUGCGCCUUCUCCAUCCCCUCAUUAUCAUUAUUAUCCCGGCGAGCGAUCGAAGAAAGAGCGACCAACAGCACGACCAUUCCAGCUGCCAUAGAGAUUGGGCCCAGCCAGUACUGGGACGGAGAUGGUGAGCGCGCACGGCGACUGCAUUGCGACUGCAUUGCACCCUGCAUGAGGACGCGGGUGGUAUUGAUGGACGUACUACAUGAUGUAUUCUGACAUGGCUUUACAGAUGGCCCGUGGUCAUCAUUCCCACUGCAGGUCGGACAUGCAGUACAGAACAUCCGCGUCAUGGUCAGCACCGCCGCUUCUACCAUCUUCACCGUAGGCGCAAACGGCUGCCCGUCAAUCUAUCCCGCCGACUGCGCCGAUCAACGCGGUGCCCUCUUCCUCCCCAACGAGUCCUUGACCUGGAUACCCAACAGCAUCUUCAACCCGGGCAUCGAGGCCAAUCUGGGCUUGGAUCUACCCUCGAAUGUCGGCUUCGAUACCGUCACCCUCGGCUGGCAGGGCUCUGGUGGGCCUUCAGUAUCACAUAGUACCGUUUUCAACAUAUAUACCCCCGCGUACUGGCUGGGCCUCUUUGGACUCAAUCCUCAGCCCACCAACUUCACCACCCUCAACGACCCGCAGCCAUCCUUCAUGCAACAGCUCGUGAGCAACAACACCAUCCCUUCCUUAUCCUACGGAUACACCGCGGGAAACCAGUACCGGCUGGACAAGGUCUUUGGAUCUCUGGUUCUCGGUGGCUACGAUUCGAAUCGUUUUCACCCCACCAAGAACGUCACCAUCCCCUUCUACUCCGACGUCAGCAGAGAUUUGCUCGUCAACGUCAAAUCCAUCACGACAGACCACGGAUCGCCGUCUGAUUUGCUUCCGGGAGGCUCCAUCUCCAUGUACGUCGACUCCACCAUUGCUCAGAUCUGGCUUCCUCUGUCCGCUUGUACCGCCUUUGAGCAGGCCUUUGGACUGACAUACGACAAUACCUCUGAAUUUUACCUCGUCAAUUCAUCACUCCACGACUCUCUGACCGCGUCAAACCCCAAUGUCACCUUCACCGUUGGAGCAUCGAGUGGUUCGACGAUCGAUGUCGUCUUGCCCUACGGCGCCUUCGAUCUCCAAGUCAAAUUCCCCAACGUCAUGAACCCCAACACCUCCUACUACUUUCCCCUCAAGAGAGCCGCCAACGAUACACAAUACACCCUCGGCCGUACCUUCCUGCAAGAAGCAUACAUCAUCGCCGACUACGACCGGGCGAACUUCACCCUCGCACCCUGUAUCUGGGAGUCCGCCAAAGUAGGCACCUCGAGCAUCAAAUCCAUCCUUCGCGCCAACGCAACCUCCCCCGGCACCGGCACCGGCGGCUCCACAACGCCCACAGGUGCAGUCGCAGGCGGCGUGGUAGGCGGUGUCGUGGGCGCCGUAGCACUCAUCGGCGGAAUCCUCUACUUCCUCCGCCGCCGCAGCCAAGCAGAAAAGAAGCGCCUCGCCGAGAUCGAAGCCAACAAUCAAGCCGAGAGCGAAACCAAAACCUCUCAAGAUUCCAACAGUGAAGGCAAACCUUUCAUCUCGGGACCCAUGGGCGGGGAACUCGCCGGGGCGGAAGUGCACGAGAUGAACGCUCCCUUCCAAGCCCCGUUAUCCGAGAUGGAUAGUCCGUACAAAGUCGAUCCGAACAAACACGGGUACAGCGAGAUGGAAGGCGGAGGAGAGUAUUUCGGCCUGAGGAAGGAUGGACCGGCGGAAGUGCACGGUAGCACGCCCAUCUACGAGAUGGCGGGCAGUGACGUGCACGAGAUGCCGGCUCCUGUUCCCGGACGGGACGUGAAAUUUUAA
This is a messenger RNA of Lecanosticta acicola, 1893 nucleotides long. NCBI's taxonomy places the organism in Eukaryota, Fungi, Ascomycota, Dothideomycetes, Mycosphaerellales, Mycosphaerellaceae. The record is from the annotation of a GenBank genome assembly.